AUGCCGGGAGCCUUUGGCAGUGCGGCUGCGGUGCCAGUACCUGGCUACGGCCUAGGGGUUGGUUCUCAAGGCUUGGCUGCUCUUAGGAGGAAGCUAACUCUGUUGGGAGAUGGCUGUGAUAAGAUUUGCCUCCUCUUUGCUCUGCACCAUGAACAGUUCCCUAAAUGCUACGAGCCAACUGUGUUUGACAGACACGCUGACAUUGAGGCAGAGGGGAGGAAGGUGAAGCUGAAAAUCUUUGAUGUCGCAGGGACAGAUGAGGCCAGUUACCAAAAUCUCCACUCUGUUUCCUAUCAGGACACAGACUUUAUUUUGUGCUUUUCUGUGGAUAGGCUAAGCUCACUGCAAGACAUCCUUGAUAUGUGGGUUCCAGAAAUCAAACUCUCCUGCUCCACAGUGCCUAUUAUUCUGGUGGCUAAAGAGCUAAGGGAUGAUGACUGCAUCAAGAAGAAAGUAGCCACUUUGGGCAAAGAGCCAAUUAGCACWGCUAAUAAAUCUUUGCCUGCCAGCACUGGGACAUGUGCUUACCUGGAGUGCUGUGCCAGGACAAAAGAAGGUGUUGAUGCAGCCUUGGAGAUUAUUAGCCAAUGUGUGUUAAAUGAGAAGAAGGAGUARAAAGAGGUAUCAGAGGUCCCCCCGAAUUUUCUAAGAGGAGUCGAUAUUAUUUUGCUGUUGAAUUUCAUUCUGUGGAAAGUUAGGUAG
Messenger RNA from Nothoprocta perdicaria, 702 nucleotides. RefSeq names its product ras-like GTP-binding protein rhoA. Gene Ontology annotation, molecular function: GTP binding; GTPase activity. NCBI's taxonomy places the organism in Eukaryota, Metazoa, Chordata, Aves, Tinamiformes, Tinamidae. The record is from RefSeq and is a predicted model, not a curated record. Gene Ontology annotation, biological process: small GTPase-mediated signal transduction.